ACGAAGGCCCACGCUCGCCAUGGCUCCUUCAAUGUCGCCAGAGGACUUCGAGGCGAAGCUCUCCCUUGCAGAUCAGCUUGCCCGUUACAACGCAGCCGUCGCAAACACCAAGCAGCUCACACUCACAGAAGAGAAGCGCCAGCUUUCUGUCAAGAUCUCGAUCCUGGAGACGGAAAGGAAAGACCUUACAGACCAAGUCAAGUGGAUUGGUAGCGAUGCUAAGGAAUCUGAGGCUCAAGUCGAGAGAACUUUGAAGAAAGCUAAUAAGCUCGAGGCGCAAUUGCUCGAGUUGAGGAAGGAACGCGAUGACUUGGUUGGGAUGGUAAAGGAGAAUAAGGGCAGCAUCAAAGGCUUGGAGACUCAGGUGGACGAACUCCGUCAAGGCAAUGAAGCUAUGGGCAAGCUCUCUGCGGAGAAAGACAAGAUUUCGAAGCAGGUCGACAAGUUGCAGGCUGAGAUUGACAACCUUGCGCCCAUCAAGUCCGAGCAUGCUACUCUCACCCGCGAACUCAAGAAUCUCCGUGCUCAGCUUGACUCUGCUGGGGAAUCGACUUCGCUAGCCGACCAGCUCGCUGCGGAGAAGACCGCAUUGACCCGUCAGGUCAACCGUCUACAGGCCGAGGUGGAGGGUUUGACCAAGGCCGCGGAAGAAAGCGACAAGAUCUUGGCAGAGAAACUUGCUUUGGCUAGACAAGUGAGAAGGUUGGAGGUUGAACUGCAGGAUGCUAGAGAGAACGCAAGUGUACCGGUCAGCUCCGCUGGAAAGGAUGGUAAGGAGGAGGUCCAGGCGUUGAGAGACCAGCUUAAGGAGGCCAAGAUUAAGAUCAAGGAGCUGAAGGCGGAGCUCAAGGAAGCCAGGGCACAGGUAGCGGAGGUUGAAGAGGACCAGAAUGAGCAAACUGGCGAGGCUGUGACCGCACUUGAGAAAGCCAAAGCGAAGAUUAAGGAGUUGAGGGUUGAGCUUAAGGAGGCUAAGGCUCAGGGCAAGCAAAAUGAGGAUGGUGAAGACGUUGCGGCACUCAAGGAAGAAAUUGAAGAGCUCAAGGCAAAGCUCAAGGAAGCGUCUAAGGCCAAAAAGACUUCUGGUGCUGCAGAUACCUCUGCUCUUGACAAGGAAAUCAAGGAGCUCAAGGUCAAACUUGACAAGCAGGCUAAGGAGACCGAGAAGGCUAAGGCCGACCUCAACAAGGAGCGCGAGACUUGGGCUAAGAAACAAGCUACCCUUGAAGCCCGUCUUGAUGUCGCCAAGUCUAAGGUUGCUGCCGGUGGCAAGAGCAAGAAGAAGGUCGCUGAGCCAACCGACGAACCCCUCCCGUUGUCGCCCAUCAAGGCUACGCCACAGCCGAAGGAGAAGGCGCCGAAGCUUGGACCUAAGAAUAAGCAACCUGUCUUGUCCAACUUCUCAACCACUCCGUUCUUGAAGAGGAAGGCGAGUGUGCUCGGUACUGAUGAGCAGCCGCCUACGUCCAUGUUUGUCGCUGGGCCGUCUUCGGGUCGUGCUCUGCCCACGAGUGCUCCCGCUUCUGAGGCCAGCACACCUGCCCCCGCACCCACAGCAAGCGAGAAGCCUGUCAGUGAAGCGCCGAAAUCUACUGCGGCUGCCACGAGCGAGGCUACAUCCGCCGGCGGCUCCGACAAACCCAAGAAGAAGAAGAGAAAGCUCGGUGCCUCAGGGGCGUCUAAGCCCGCCUUCGACGAGCCAUCACAGCCUCUCACACUUACGCAAGAACUCUCGCUUCCGCCCAAAGUCAGCUUCUCGACUGGUGGUAAGGGAUUGAGCGUGCCGGGUGCAGGUGCAGGCGAGGGUGCAAAGAAGGGUGCGAAGCCGUUGAGGAUUAUUAGUCCGCUUAAGCAGAGGAAUGCUACGGUUGGGAAGAUUGCGGCUGGGUUUACGAUUGGGAAGAAGUAA
This is a messenger RNA of Saitoella complicata NRRL Y-17804, 1909 nucleotides long. RefSeq lists its product as uncharacterized. Bases 20 to 1909 code for a protein of 629 amino acids. Gene Ontology annotation, cellular component: cytoskeleton; cytoplasm. The record is from RefSeq and is a predicted model, not a curated record. NCBI's taxonomy places the organism in Eukaryota, Fungi, Ascomycota, Saitoellomycetes, Saitoellales, Saitoellaceae. Gene Ontology annotation, biological process: actomyosin structure organization; peptidyl-threonine phosphorylation. The transcript has 2 exons. Gene Ontology annotation, molecular function: protein serine/threonine kinase activity.